GCCAAGUCUACGGUUAUCCAUGAUUCAUCAUGCCACGGGUUGAGAAGAAUCGCACAGGGCCAUCGCGCUCGCGCCCGGUGUCUUGCCUGUUCUGUCGAUCACGGAAGCUGAGAUGUAGCCGGCAGUUUCCCUGCGCCAACUGCUCAAGUCGCGGGCUAACAUGCCAAUUGGAGUCCAUGUCCGUGUUGUCGACUAGCAGCGCAGAUGAGGGCUCUGAUCAACCGAGUGGAAACUUCCAACAAAAUGUGCUGGCUCGGUUGCGCAAGUUGGAGGAGAUUGUCAUCACCCAACGGGAGCCUACGCGGUCGCCGUCCGAUCAGAGUGGUUCCCGACCAGGUCCACCUCCUCGGCGCAAACGCGAAAUUUCGACGUCCUUCACCGAGAACAGCUCUACCGUUGAUGUUGAAUGGCUGGAAUCGCAAAUAACGCACCCGGGCUCAACAGUAGGGCUAUGCAUUGCCGAAUAUGAGUUCAAAACGUGCUCCAUAAGGGAAGCAACUCCAGCCACGCCUGUGGUAGAUGGACAUGAGAUGAGUCCGACCAAAAUCAUUUGGCUUCCGCUUCACGAAGAGUCAAAGCAAAUAGUGGAUAAAUAUCUCACGGACAUCACGUUCCUCCAUCAUGUCGUGCAUGGCCCCUCAGUCCGGGCACUUGUGGAUGAACUCUAUGGGAAUCUUUCCACAAAAAGCCCAGUCAAACUGGGCCAAGUAUCUUUGCUCCUAGCAAUUCUGGCCAACACCGUCUUCUUUUGGACUGAGCAAGACAUGCACAGAACGGUAUUCCCCUCGGUCAUGAGUGCCAAUGAUCUAUCGAAGAGAUGGAUGGCGGCUUCCUUUGAAGUUCUAGAAUAUUCUCGUUUUACAUGCUCGGAGUCCCUCGAGGACAUUCAAGCCCUUAUCAUUGUCGCCUUUCUGGUGUGCAAUAUCGUGGGCAUCACCUCUCAAGCUCGGUAUCUCUUCUCGACAGCAGUCUCAAUCGCAUGGCAGCUAUCAUUACAUCGGAUCGAUCACAAGCACAAUGCCGAGCUCAGUGUUCCUCAUCCAAGCUCAGUGAAAGCAGAAAUAGGAAGAAGGGUGUGGUGGUAUCUUGUUGCAACCGACUGGCAGAUGUCUCAGUUCGGUGGCUCGCAGAAAGGCAUUUACAUGAUCAGUCCUCGUCAUAUGGCAACUAAGAAACCAUCCAAUGCAAACGAUGAAGAUCUUUUUGAUGGAAUGGUCAACAUUGACAAGCCACUCGAUCAACCAACGAUCAUGUCUUAUUUCAUCCAGCGAAUUCGUCUUGGAGAGAUUUGUCGAGAAAUCAGUGACCAAUCUUCGUUUUUGGAUACUGACCUCGGUGGUCCAGACUAUGAACAGGUCAAGGAGAUUGAUGGAAGGAUAUGUGAAUUCAGUCAAGCUUUGCCGCCAUUCCUCCAUUUGGAUUAUGACACGGGCGACAUACCAGAGCCCGGCGCCUGCAGACCGCCUGUCACCAUCGUCCAUCGCUACAUCAUUAACUCCAUGCUACAAACACAACGUUGCAGAUUGCAUUUGCCAUACCUCUCUCACGCGCAAGAGGCCAUAUACUCAUAUUCGAGAGAUGCGUGCCUUGACGCGGCGCGAAUGGUUAUCCGCAUGGAAGCACAGCUAUCAUCGGAAGAUAUCCCCUUUUUCAUAACCAGACACAAAUUUUCAGGAAGCCUACUCUGUGUAUGCAUGGCUAUUGUUGCACUGUUGAUGGAUUUCUGUCACAAUAAGAGUCUCCAGCCGAAUGAGGACCGAGAGCGACGGAAUGAAAUCAAGGAUGCGCUAAAAAUCCUCGAAAAGAGCAAAAGCCAGUCAUCAUACGCGGGCAAACUCCUCGACACAUUCAGUUCCAUCCUCCAACGCAACAAGGUUCCUUUACCUUCCGAAAAAAGAUCAUCCCGAUCCAAAAAUGCCAAUUGGCCAAAAUCCCCUGCUUCUGUGGACUCUGCUACAAUUUCGGUGACUCCUGGCACAGCCGAUCUGGAAUCAAUUCUCACUGAUACUGCGCUCCCGUCACUUGAAUAUUGGCAGACAUCUGAUGCUAGCUUUGAUCCAUCUAUUUUUUUUGAUUGGAACUCGCUAUUAUCUGAGCUUGACGCUCCAUUUUUAUCAAUAUAAAGUUCGGCAACCUUCGUUAUGAUUUUACGACUGGAAAGACAUAUCGAAUCGAUAGCCGUUGGUUUACUGGAAGAACAGACUGCCACAGUAAUCGUUGCGAUCGUCAUCCUAUUGUCAGACCAUCGCUAUUGAGGGAUGAUUGCCGGCUUCGCCCAACGGCUCUCGGUGUGAUCAAGUCAAUUGUAAAGUCCAUCAUAUAUUAUGGCAGCUUUAAAAUAAUGCCGUCAAGAUGUCUCAAUCUCCGUCCGGCGGAGCCGAAAAGGGUCGGCUGGAUCUGCACGCUUCUUACGAAUGAGGUUGUACCUGGACCCGGAAAUAAUGCGGAUGAACUGGAUUCAUCAUUUUCCCGCACGGCUUUUUUUUGAAUUUGAGUUGUUUGUUUCGUCACUGUUGAGAUCUCUCGGUACGAUAGCUUGCUGGACUUGAUGGAAGUUCUACCCUAGAAGCUUGGAACGAAGUACUACAACGCAUAACUAAACCGUCAGUCUGACAUAAGAGUACGAGUUUUCACGUGUUCUAGGUUGAGUCUCCUCUCAGACCCCUGCUACCUUAGUUCAACGGCUAUGGCUUCGGACUGGUACACGAUAUGUUUCCCGGGGUGACACCCGAACCAAUUCCGAUAUGCCUGGCUUUUUUAACGGUUAUGAGAAGAUCGGUCGAUUUAUCGUUGGGUAGUUGCGAAGAGUUAUGAUGGUGACCGUCUUUAUCAACCAACCUUUUUGUAGUGAGGGUGUCCACAAUAAUGUUGAUUUAAAUCAUGGUCAAUCCACUAGCCAG
Molecule: messenger RNA, 2900 nt
Organism: Penicillium brasilianum
Lineage: Eukaryota; Fungi; Ascomycota; Eurotiomycetes; Eurotiales; Aspergillaceae
Source: the annotation of a GenBank genome assembly